This is a messenger RNA of Triticum aestivum (bread wheat), 1263 nucleotides long. RefSeq lists its product as uncharacterized. The record is from RefSeq and is a predicted model, not a curated record. The transcript has 5 exons. Gene Ontology annotation, molecular function: glycosyltransferase activity. The coding region runs from base 1 to 1263 and encodes 420 amino acids. NCBI's taxonomy places the organism in Eukaryota, Viridiplantae, Streptophyta, Magnoliopsida, Poales, Poaceae.
AUGCAAAGUAAUAAAAGCAAAUCUGUCAUUGUCUCGGCGGAGCUCCGGCCCGGCCUUGCUCUCUUGUCCGAGACCUUCUACGACCACUCGAAUAUGUGGCACGGGCUCACAGCGCUGGUCCCACUGGUGUCAUGGCACGCGAGGCGCGGGUGCCGUCCCGCCCCGGCGAGGUGGGCCCUCUUCCAUCAUGGCGAGGUUAGGUCCGGGAUGAGCGGUUGGCUGAUGUCGCUAGUCGAGGCGGCUACCGGCGCGCCGGUGGCCGUGGAGGAGUUUGGCCCCGCCCCGGUGUGCUUCGAGGAGGCCGUGGUGUCCAGGAGAAACUUGGCCGGUAUGAGCACGGAGAGGCUCCUAGAGGCGUUCGACUUCAUCCGGUGCAAGGCCAGGGCAAAGUGCGGCGUCGCCGAUGCGCCCGGAGCCGGCAACGAAGCUACAAACCUACGCGUCACCAUUCUCUUCCGCACGGGCGGCCGGUCCUUCAAGGACGAGGCGGGCGUCGAGCGGGUGUUCCGUAAGGAGUGCACGCGCGUGGCCGGGCCAAGCUGCAUGCUGACCGUCGCGCGUUCCGACAACCUGACCUUCUGCGAUCAGGUGAGGUUGCUGAGCAGGACAGACGUGUUCAUCUCGGCGCACGGGGCACAGGUGACGAACCAGCUGUUCAUGGACCGGAACAGCAGCGUCAUGGAGUUCUACCCGAUGGGGUGGAGGCAGCGGGCGGCGGGCGGGCAGUUCGUGUACCGGUGGAUGGCGAGCCGCGCGGGGAUGCGGCACGAGGGCUCGUGGUGGGACCCUGCCGGUGACCCAUGCCCCGAUGGUAACCCGGACAUUUUCAGCUGCUACAAGAACCGGCGGAUCGGGAUGGACGAGGCCGCCUUCACCGAGUUUGCAGCCAAGGUCUUCACCGCUAACAAGGAGCGCAAGUCGCUAAUCCCCAAUCUUCGGAACCCUAUGGGGUGGAGGCAGCGAGCGGCGGGCGGACAGUUCGUGUUCCGGUGGAUGGCGAGCCGCGCGGGGAUGCGGCACGAGGCUCAUGGUGGGACCCCGCUGGCGACCCUUGCCCUGAUGAUUCAGACCAAGAGGGUUGGGGGGACUUACAUGAAGGCGUCGCAUGGCCUCCUUUUCGUGCGCGCCACCUCUCCCUCGUCCGUGUCCUCUGGCUCGCCGGGCACGGCGCCGUCGAUCCUCUGUACGAAGCGGCACGGGACCAUGGUCGCGACGCGGUCGGGCGAGUUCGCGGGGCCACGCGCAUUGAGAUAUGGAGAUUGA